GCAGUCUGCCGCCCCAUCUUUAAAUAAAACCCCAAUAUUCUCUUUCAAACCCCUCAAACAUUUUGUGCACAAUCUUUCUUUUCCCUUCUUUUCCAACCAUGGCAAUAUCAAAGCUACAUAUGGAGAAAUACAGGCCCAAACCAGGCAACAUCAUGAGCUCAAUCAUCAUGUAUACAGUCAAUACAGCCGCGAAAAUGCUCGUUUCGGUGGCGGCGAGUGCCAAGGCGGAUCUGAGCAGGAGGUGGAGGCCUGCGGACCAUUUGAGGUUCAUGGGGAUGCUCAUGACUUGGGUUACUGUUUGGUUUCUUAGGGUUUUGAUGGACUAUGUCCCUUUUGUUUCUUUAACAUCUAGCCCUCAUAAACUUCUUGGAGGAUUGUCUUCCUUUGGAUUGUUUGACUUGGCACUACCGUGUGGAACUUCUUCUAAUUCUUCUUCAUGGGAUUAUUUCCUGAGUGAAGGAGGUGAUGAUCCUUCUCUUGACGGCCUCGGCAGGUCUCUAACGCACAUACUUGAAAUAUUGAAUGACAUACCAGCCACGUCAAGGAAAUACCAAUUCGCAAUGGCAAUGGCAGACAAAAUCAUGGAAGGCAACGCACGGUACGGUAACGUCGAACUCAUGGAGGUCAAUCGGACGGCAUUGGCUUCAGCAUUCUCACGCACAUCCAGCCUCCUAUACCGUACACUCCAACAAACAAUCGAGCCCGAUGAUUCUGCCACGUGGACUUCACUCAUUGUUCGGAGACUUCCACUUGGGUCCUACAUUGCGCCUUACAUGAAGGGACUCCAUUUCUGUCUCAAUUCGGUUUCUACGGUGAUUCAAACGCUAGGGACUUUUAAGGAUCAGCUGAUUGAGAAGUCGCGCCGGCGGAGGCGGCCUAGGGGAGCGAGAGAGUGGGAGAUUGCGGAGGAGGAGUUGGCUGAGGUGGCGGCGGAGAAGCUUGGGCAGGAGCUGCUUUGGAUUACUCAUAAACUCAAGGCUUAUGAUGCUGUUGGUGAGGCUUUGGUGCAAUGGAGUUUCGCUUCCGGUCUCGCUUCGGUUGCUCUCUCUGUUGACUCUAGAAUUCAGAGCUUCAUUCUUAAAAUUUCAGCAAUAUUGUUUGUAGAGCUUGUAAGAGAGGACUUGAUAGUUUCGCAGCAAGUGAAAUACAGGAUGCUGGUUCUGUGGCUUCCAUUGCUUUGCCAUGCAAGCAAUGGACUAACAUAUCCAGUCCUAACAAGUUAUGAGAAGGCAGAAACAGAGAGAGCCAUGGACGAAGCCAUCAUGAGCUUACCUGCCGCAGAUCAAGAGGUUAUUCUCAAUAAUUGGAUCCAAGAUUUCACAGUGUCUGCUUCGGAAUGGCCAAAUCUUCAAACUUCCUACGAUCAUUGGUGUGAAUCUACUCGCGAACUUCUUGCUUGAAUCAAGUGAAUAUCAUAUUCAUACGACACUUGAAACUUCAACGGCAUGCAUGCACGUGCUAGCUAGUUAAUUAGGAUGAAUAA
Tripterygium wilfordii is the source of this 1483-nucleotide messenger RNA. RefSeq lists its product as uncharacterized. The transcript has 3 exons. NCBI's taxonomy places the organism in Eukaryota, Viridiplantae, Streptophyta, Magnoliopsida, Celastrales, Celastraceae. The record is from RefSeq and is a predicted model, not a curated record. Bases 99 to 1400 code for a protein of 433 amino acids.